Molecule: messenger RNA, 165 nt
Organism: Cooperia oncophora
Lineage: Eukaryota; Metazoa; Nematoda; Chromadorea; Rhabditida; Trichostrongylidae
Source: the annotation of a GenBank genome assembly
AUGAUAGUUGCUGGGCUUUUGGGACGGGUCGAUGUGAAAGCGACUUCAACAGGUUCUGGUGGAAUAACGGCAUUGCCACGAGCGGUUCGACAUGGAACAGCACUCGGAAUAGCCGCACUCUAUCCGAAGACCAUGGAGCCGCUACGCAUUGUUCGCUGUCAUUAA